Nanorana parkeri is the source of this 1883-nucleotide messenger RNA. RefSeq names its product erythropoietin receptor (gene EPOR). Lineage: Eukaryota; Metazoa; Chordata; Amphibia; Anura; Dicroglossidae. Gene Ontology annotation, cellular component: external side of plasma membrane. Gene Ontology annotation, molecular function: cytokine receptor activity; protein binding. Gene Ontology annotation, biological process: hemopoiesis; positive regulation of cell population proliferation; cytokine-mediated signaling pathway. The transcript is spliced from 8 exons. The record is from RefSeq and is a predicted model, not a curated record. Bases 208 to 1794 code for a protein of 528 amino acids.
UGGCAUCGCAGAGGAGAGAAAGUAAACUCAGCAUACAGCAUAGGUGCGAGAUAGAGCAGAGGCAGCCUGUGCAGACGCUGAUAUAGGGAGUGACACACAUUGAGAAACACUGAGACACAGAGAGAAGGGUACACUGAGAUCUGCCAUACAGACUUCCAUAUACAUCCGCAGCACAUAGGCAGAGGCUGGAAAAGGCCAUUGUGCACCAUGGGUACGCGGGUGCCCACCUAUUCCAAUGCCCUCUGUGGUGGCUCUCUACUUCUGGUCAUGAGCAUGCUGCUUUGCAGAGCUGAGGAUCCUAUCCUGACCUCCGAAUUUAUCCGCAAAGUGGACAGUGCCAUUGACAACAGGACUGUGAACCCUUCCUGCUUCAUAACGGAAUUCUUGGAUCUUACUUGUUUCUGGGAGAGCAACACAUCCGACGCCUCCAAAUUCAUCUUUUAUUACAAGCCAGAGGAGCCGUGCAGUUUAACAACACUAAAUGCCUCAGAAGAUACCUGGUGGCACCUGUGUCAGUUUCCGCAGGAAGAUGUCAAUCUGUUCCCUCUUAAUCCCUACAGUGUAACAGUGUGGGACUUCCAGACCAAUACCACUCUGUGCAGGCGACAGCUUAUCCAAGAGUCUGUUGUCUACCUGGAGCCCCCGAGUAAUAUCACAGUGAGAGAACAGAGGAACCCCCUGGGAUUGCUGAUCACCUUCAAGAACCCAGUGAAGGAUCUGAUCCUCAAAGAUUGUUUGAUGUACGAAGUCGUUUAUACGAAUGACAAAGGGCAGAACUCCAUGAUAUUUCAAAAGUCAAAGGUGCGCUCAGAGGACGGCUAUGUGAUGCUUUUCCUGGAGAAAGUGAAAAGAGAUGCUGUGUACACAAUCAAUGUGAGAACGAAAGCAGAUGAACCAUACAAUGGGUACUGGAGUGUUUGGGCCAUGACCACUUUUCAGACAUCCAAUGGAUUUGAUGAGAUUCACAUGCUGAUGUUCGGUUUUGCCGGCUUUGUGGUAAAUGAAACCAUUGAAGAAGUUGUGUAUGAUACCUGCAUGCCGCACACUUCAUCACUGACUCAUGUCUGUCCUUGUAGGUUCCUCAAGAGAAAGAUGUGGCCAGAUAUCCCAACUCCUGAACACCACUUCAAGGAACUCUACACCACCCAUAAAGGAAAUUUCAAGACAUGGCUAGGCCAGACAGACUCAUACCUUACCUGGAUCUCAAGAAAUAUCUUUCAUGAAGGUCCCAUUACAACGUUGGAAGUAUUAUCAGAGCUUCCCAAUGUUCCUCCAUCUAUCUUGCCUCCUGUACCACUACCACCAAAAGACAGCUAUGUUGCUCUGGAUGAGAAUAUUCUACCUCCUUUACUUGCAUGGAUGGUAUCUACAAGACAAGACAAUGUACAGAGAGCUCAGUUCAGCCCAGCAGAUGAGAAGACCAUGAGGACAGAGGGAAGACCAAGGGAUCCAGAGGACAUCAGGCAGCCGACUGCUGUAGAAGAGCCAGCCACAGCCGGCACUGAGAUAAUGAAACUUAAAGGUCCACCUAGCUCUAGGGCCAUUUUCAGAGAGGACUCCCUAAAUUCAGAGGAGGGGACACCGAGUCCCGCUUCCAGUUUUGAGUAUACAGUUUUAGAGACGUGUGAUGGGCUCUUAUCCCCCAGGACUCGCUCCAUUCCCCCUCGCCAGCCUCUGAAGUAUGCCUACCUUCUGAUGUCUGAAUCUGGGGAGGAAAGUCCUCCUCCCUCACCCAAUAUUUACCAAAACAGCCUCUGUGGUCAAUUUCCGGCCCCUGUUUACUCCCAGUGCUAGUAACUGGUCCUCAUGAUGGAAGAUAUGGACUCAUCUGAUAUAUAUACAUGUGGACCAGAAAAAGCUUUCCUCAUCUAAGAAGGAUGGAA